UCUUUUCGGCGGCGCCCAGCGGGGUGAAAGUGUAGAGUUGAGAGGUCGCGGGGACGCCGUGGUGACGGACUGUUACCGCUUAUCCCGGUCCGGCAUGCUGUAGCUUACUUAAAGCAAGACUAUUUUUUAUAUGACUUUCUAAGUUUUUAUUUCUGCCAUGAAUGCUGUUGGAAUUUCUGUUAACUAUGUAGCUCGCCGUGCCCCAGCAGUCUGCAUUAGCGCUGUGACUCGUGUCGCAGCCCGCCUGUAAGCUUAGCCAGCGCGCUAAGGUUAGCCGCGGCCACUCAGAGACGGCGAUGGCGGUGUCGGCGCGGGGCCUCUACUUCGUGACGACGCUCUUCUUGACCAGUUUCUUCGGCAGCGUGUUCAUGCUGGGCCCGGUGUUACCACUCAUGCUACUGUCUCCGGCCUGGUACCGCUGGCUCACGGAUCGCAUCGUCGCCACCUGGCUGACGCUGCCCGUGGCACUGCUGGAGUUGGUGUUCGGCGUGAAGGUGGUGAUCACCGGCGAUGGCUUCAUCCCCGGCGAGCGUAGCGUCAUCGUCAUGAAUCACAGGACACGCCUGGACUGGAUGUUCCUAUGGUGCUGCUUGCUCCGCUACAGCUACCUGCGGCUGGAGAAGAUCUGCCUGAAGGCGGCGCUGAAGGCGGUGCCGGGGUUUGGCUGGGCCAUGCAGGUGGCCUGCUUUGUUUUCAUCCAGCGUCGCUGGGAGCAGGAUCGCAGACACUUGGGCGACAUGCUGGACUACUUCUGUGCUAUCCGCGAGCCCCUGCAGCUGCUCAUCUUCCCAGAGGGCACCGACCUUACUGAGAACACCAGGGCACGAAGCGACGACUUCGCCGAGAAGAAUGGACUGCCUAGAUACGAAUACGUGCUGCACCCCCGCACCACUGGAUUCACCUUCAUUGUGGACACGCUGCGCAAAGGAGACAAUCUGGAUGCCGUUCACGACAUCACUGUGGCCUACCCUGAGAACAUUCCACAGACGGAGCGCCACCUUAUACUGGGCCAGUUCCCCCAGGAGAUCCACUUCCAUGUGCAGCGGUAUCCGGCAUCCGAGCUCCCCGACUCUGCCGAGCAGUUGCAGGCCUGGUGCCAGGCGCGCUGGGCAGAGAAGGAGCAGCGGCUUCGCGACUUUUACAUGGGCGCGAGGCGCUUCGACGCCGCGCCGGGUGUCAGCCGCGUGCCGCCCUGCAAGACCGCUGCACGAGUGCUGCUGAUCAAAGCCGCCUCUCUGCUCUACUGGAAUGCCUUCGUCGGGCUGUGUUGCGUGGGUCUCUGGCUCUGGCCGCCGCUGCGCAUCUACCUGCUGCUUGUGGCACUGUUCUUUAUUGGUCAGCAGAGGGCGCUAGGAGGGCUCGAGCUGCUGGAGAUGGCCUGCCACCGGCACUGGAGCAGCGAGGCAGGGCUGAGACCUGUGGCUGCUGGGAAGGAGGACUGAGUUGACGGGUGGGAGUUCAAGAGACACUCUUGGUACUGUGGCGCCCCCCUCUGUUCUGUUAUGGCUCCCCUUAAUCUGAGGCCUUUCAAGCACUGAGUGCUUUGUUGCUUUGAUGGGGUAGGAUACCAAAGGGUGGGAGAGGCAGGGGUGCGUCCAAAGGAACGGGGAAGCUAGUGCGAAUCUCUCCCUCACGAUCCUGGUGCACAGCUGAUUGUGCUGCUCUCUCUCUUUCCCACCUGCCCUGUCUGUCUGUCCAUCUUUCCGUCUCUCUACGCACUGGCCCAUGGUAUGGGCUGCCCGUCUGUGUCCAUGGAAACCAGAAUACACUUGCAUGCAGUCUGGUAUGUCCGUCACUUUGUCAACACACUAUUUAAAUUCUUUUUGGGCAACAGCUGAUUUUAUUGCAUAACCAUUGAGUGUUCACUGGCGCAUAUUUAGCGGAGAAAAU
This is a messenger RNA of Paramormyrops kingsleyae, 1890 nucleotides long. RefSeq names its product lysocardiolipin acyltransferase 1 (gene lclat1). Gene Ontology annotation, biological process: phosphatidylinositol acyl-chain remodeling. The record is from RefSeq and is a predicted model, not a curated record. Gene Ontology annotation, cellular component: endomembrane system; endoplasmic reticulum. Lineage: Eukaryota; Metazoa; Chordata; Actinopteri; Osteoglossiformes; Mormyridae. Gene Ontology annotation, molecular function: acyltransferase activity.